AUGAAUUUGUUUUAUAUUGACGGGCUCACUACCUAUGCAAUUGAGCUUUUGGGUGGUCAAGUUGGCUCAAACACGUAUGGUGGAUCCCAUCUUGCCAACAAGUGGAAUCAAAAGCAUGUUGGGCUCUUCCAAGCAUUUAUUGUAAAUCUCGGUGAUAUGCUGGAGCGCUGGAGUAACUCUAUGUUCAGGUCGACAUUGCAUCGAGUUUUGGGGAAUGGUCAAGAGAGAUAUUCUAUUGCAUUCUUUGUGGAGCCUAAUCACGAUUGCCUUGUUGAAUGCUUGCCAACAUGCCAGUCACCGGAGAACCCUCCCAAUGGUUCAUCAAGAUUAUCACCUAUUGUGAUUGAUGAGUAUAGCAAUUGCGCAAGAGUACUUGAGGCUCGACCAAUAGCCCUUGGACCAUGGGAUGGCCCAUAA
This is a messenger RNA of Ilex paraguariensis (yerba mate), 417 nucleotides long. The record is from the annotation of a GenBank genome assembly. Lineage: Eukaryota; Viridiplantae; Streptophyta; Magnoliopsida; Aquifoliales; Aquifoliaceae.